Molecule: messenger RNA, 658 nt
Organism: Ixodes scapularis (black-legged tick)
Lineage: Eukaryota; Metazoa; Arthropoda; Arachnida; Ixodida; Ixodidae
Exons: 6
Coding region: 65-643 (192 amino acids)
Biological process (GO): proteolysis
Molecular function (GO): metalloendopeptidase activity
Source: RefSeq, a predicted model, not a curated record
UGGGAUACGUUACAAGAAGACUGAGAAAUUAUCUCGUGAUCUUAUCGGUCUCAGCCAUCCAGGAAUGGUGUGCGCGAAAGGCUUCAAUGUAGCAAUUUCCGAGGAACGACCUGCUCUUUACAAUAGUUUCACCAUAAUAGUCCACGAAAUCGGGCAUUUGCUCGGGUGCACGCACGAUGGAAGUGGUCCCUUGGAAUAUAUCCCGAAUCAUCCUGGUGCUCUUGACUGCAAGUACCCAGAGAAAUACAUUAUGAACUCUGCAUGGCCAAUUAGACCACCUUUCGUGUUUUCGAAUUGUAGUGAGGUGCAGAUGGAAUUUGUUUUGAAGCUACAUGGAGAGCAAUGCUGGAAAACACAAUCCGACUAUGACUUUUUUACCGUCACCAAGGAGGUUGCGGGCCGUUUCAUCACACCGGAGACGUUCUGUCAACGCAUUAACCCGCAGCAAUACUCAUCGGCAAGUAUGGAGAACUGCGUCAUAACGUGCAGUAAUAAUGUGCCCACCAAAAACGGUUACAACACAACAAAGGAAGAAAUCCACUUCGCUCCAUUUGGCUACCCAUGCGGGGAUAAUGGAGAGCGGUGCUGGUUCGGAAACUGCACAAAUAUUGACAGUGAGGUCUCCUCAACUGUUACAAGGUGAAAGAUUGCUGUCUCA